Spinacia oleracea (spinach) is the source of this 1268-nucleotide messenger RNA. RefSeq names its product THO complex subunit 4D. NCBI's taxonomy places the organism in Eukaryota, Viridiplantae, Streptophyta, Magnoliopsida, Caryophyllales, Amaranthaceae. The record is from RefSeq and is a predicted model, not a curated record. Gene Ontology annotation, cellular component: nucleus. Gene Ontology annotation, molecular function: mRNA binding. The transcript is spliced from 7 exons. Gene Ontology annotation, biological process: mRNA export from nucleus. Bases 210 to 1070 code for a protein of 286 amino acids.
AAAGCGAAACUUCAGCCUUCAAGGAUACCGCGUUAUCUUUCGAUUUUUCGUCAGUCUUUAACCCCGAUCUACAGAGAGAAAAAGAAAGGGCGGAAGAGAGAAAAAGUCGCCGACCUCCUGCUGCGCUCGACGUUUUGCCUUCGCUUCAUUCAUUACUGGUUUAUCACUCAACUUGCGACAGCAGCUGUUCCUUUUAAAUCUUUGUUCUUAUGGAUAAAGCUUUGGAUAUGUCUUUAGAAGAUAUCAUUAAGAGCAAGAAAAGUGCAGGCAAAGGUAGAGGACAAGGUGGUGCUCCUAGAGGGCGUGGAGCUAAAGGAUCUGUUAGUGGUGGAAAAAUGAGAGGAAUAGGUAGAGGGGCAGGGCGUCGGGCACCUCUUGGAGUAAAUACUCGAGCUUCAUCUUUCUCUAUAGCCAAGUCUUUUCGCAGAACCAAGAACUUCCCAUGGCAACAAGAUUUGUUAGAAGAAAGCCUUGCAGCUGCAGGAAUACCCGCAAUGGAAAACGGUACAAAGUUGAACAUUACAAACUUGGAACGUGGAGUUAGCAAUGAUGAUAUAAGGGAGCUUUUUUCUGAGAUCGGGGAGCUGAAACGUUAUGCUGUUCACUUUGACAAAAAUGGUCAACCCAGUGGAUCGGCAGAAGUCGUCUAUGCAAAAAGAAGUGAUGCAUUUGCUGCCCACAAGCGAUACAAUAAUGUUCAACUUGAUGGAAGGCCAAUGAGGAUUGAAGUUGCAAGCCCUAACUCGGGAGGGCCAGUGUCUGCUCGUGUAAAUGUCUUUGGAGGCUCUAAUGGAAAGGCAUCAAGGAGAGUUGUAAUGACGCAAAGGGGUGGUCGUACAGCUUCAUCAGCUCAGACAAAUCGUAAUGUUGGACAAAGAACAAGAGGUGGCUUCAAGAAUGGCCAAGGACGUGCACCAACACAAGCCCGUGCACAAACACAACCACGAGGCACUGGCCGUGGCCAAUCUCGGGGAAGAGGAAGGGGUCGUGGGAAAAAACUAGACAAAUCUGCUGAGGACCUUGACAAAGAGCUAGAGAACUAUCAUGCUGAAGGGAUGCAGAUUUCCUAGAAACGUGUGUCAUUACUGAAACUGGAGUAUGUUAUUAACUGCAGUCGGCAGAUACUCAGUUGCCUCAGUUUCUGGCUAGCAUUAGAACUUGCUUUUUUGGCUUUUUGCUGCUCGAAGUUUGAUUGUUUAAAACAUAUCUUAUAUAGUGUCUUUUUUAUUUUUUUUAUAAUGCUAAUAGUAUUACAAUGUUCAUUUUUC